AUGGAAACUACAAAGCCUUUAACGAAUGUGUCCCUUGAAUCUUUUUAUGAAUAUUUAAAGCAAAACCCAUUAGCUGUAGUACCGCAAUUUAAUUUCGACAACCUCGAACACAAUAUAGCGCAGGAAAUGGAACGAUAUAAAAAAGAAUACAACAAAGGCGAGGAACAAUUCGUUACACAGAUGUUAACAGAGAAUCCCAUUGCAAUACCAUCUCGUACAGCAACGAAUUUUUAUACCUCCAGUUCAGAAGAAUCAGUUGAUGAUCACUUACGACGCAGACGCUCUGAAGCCUCCCGCAAAUCACGUUUCCAAAGUAAAAUCAACAAAGCCAAGUAUAGGUAUCGCCAUCAAUAUAUUUGUGCAAACAAUAUGAAGAAUAUAAAAAAGUUGGAAAACCUCUGGAAUGUCAUCAGACUUGCAGAAACUGAAUUAUUAAAUAAAGGUUGCAGUACAAAUGAAUUGAGGCGAUUGCGGACUAAGUGUGGCAUUGAUCGAUUACAAAGGAAGAACAAUGUAGAGAAAGAUGACAAUAUGCGUAACAUACACUCAUAG
This is a messenger RNA of Teleopsis dalmanni, 552 nucleotides long. RefSeq names its product protein sisterless A-like. The transcript has a single exon. NCBI's taxonomy places the organism in Eukaryota, Metazoa, Arthropoda, Insecta, Diptera, Diopsidae. Bases 1 to 552 code for a protein of 183 amino acids. The record is from RefSeq and is a predicted model, not a curated record.